AUGGCGAAAGGAUUCACACGCACGCAACAUGCGACAGACAAUAUUUCAUUCCCCGUACUAACAUAUACCGACGCUUUGCCGCGAAAAGACCUUUACGAACUGGAUGAUGGGACUUCUUACAAGCGACCGGACCCGGCCACACUCGGACAAUGGGACUUUCACCGACCCAGCACCGCGGAUGGAUAUAGAAAGCCCCCACCCGGUCAGAGCGCCAUGUUUGACUUUCGAGUGACAGCACCGCCGGAUGAAGCCGUCCCCACAAGAUCGAGGCCGUAUCGUGGUCCGAAAGAGCAGGAAUCAAUAGGAAUUGCUUUGGGAAGCCCUGGGAUGCUCCACAGCCAGGGACAAUUCCAGCCUCCCAUAUCGAUCUUUGCGGCGGGGCGUACGGGAGAGAAAUCCGGACCUCAGAAAUCAAGCAAGUGGAAGAAGAUUGGAGGGUUCUUUAGGGCGAAGAGUGCCCUUGCGUCAACGUCAAACCUUGCACAGGCAGAUCCUGGCUUACGGACAACACGAAAAGAGAAGUCCAGUGAGAAACCACGCAAAACAAAGCAAAGGAACGACUCGAAAGAAGAGUGGCCUUCUCUCAAAAUUGACCCCAAGCCGGAGCUAAAUGCCAGCGGCAAAAUCCGCGAAUCCAAGAGGAAUCGAAACCGUUCUCAGACGGCCCCCCAAGGACCCGAAGGGAAGUCAGCCAGCACAGAACCUAUGCUGCAAGUGAACAUCCCGGACAUUGAGAUGGAGCGGUACAGUGUUAUGUUCAGCAACUUCAUCCAGAAGAGGGAAAGACCAUCAUUGCUGGCGCGGAGAGACAAAACGCUUGACAAUCUGCAAGUCCCAGAUGCGCAUAACUUCCUCAAGGCAAAGGGGUCUCCAGUGAUUCAACGACGAGCAACCUCGCCUGCAAGAACGAGCUUCACAUUAUUCCCAACCUCCCAACCCACCAAAGCCGCCCAGGUGCUUGGUGCCCUCGGUACCGGUCCCACCCCGAACUUUUCGCGCGGGCCCAGGGUGAGAGCAUCGACCCUCCCUGCUGAAAGUCCGUUGAAAGCACCCGAGGAGCAACCAAAAGACUCUGCCAACGUGCACAUCCUCACUGCGUUCGAGUCACCGGUGAUCCCAAGAGUAUUCAUGGAGCGUCGAUCUUCUACACCGCGAUCAUCCACAAGCACUCCCCGAAACGAGGACAAACCGCUACCUGCCAUCAAACCGGAAUCAAAACCUGCUCGGACGCAUCAGCAUACUUCCCUAAAGAACGGUGAUGCGAUAACAUCCAAGAUAUAUGCUCCCAAACAAGAUACCCCCAGGAAAGAUACUCCCAAGAAGAACACCCCCAAGAAAGGCACUCCGAAGGACACUCCCCAGAAGCACACCCCCAAAAACCAGUCCCGCAUUCCAGUAAAGACGGAGAAAAGGCCUUCUCCUCCAGCCAAGGAUAAAACCCUGUCGACAUCUAUCACCACGGAGAAAGUCGGCCGCAUCAUCGUUUCGACCAUGCCUAUAUCGGGCCCGGACUGUGGGUCUUCUCCGGAGGAUUCAACACGGAGGAUGCCUCUGGCCGAUGAAGAUACCAGCCCUCUCCCCUAUAUCUCCCCAGCAGUGGAGGUUUCGACCGCGAAAUCCGUGUCUGUUUCCCAGGGACGGCGGCAACUGCUAGUCCCAAUCGGCGCCCGAGUUGACCACCUAGAACCCCAUGAGCGCUUGGUGGACCGACAGACUCUGAUACCGAGUGUUCAAUCCGGUCACAAACAUGCGGUUUCACAGGAACUACGAAUUGAAUCGUUGUGA
Molecule: messenger RNA, 1785 nt
Organism: Penicillium riverlandense
Lineage: Eukaryota; Fungi; Ascomycota; Eurotiomycetes; Eurotiales; Aspergillaceae
Exons: 2
Coding region: 1-1785 (594 amino acids)
Source: RefSeq, a predicted model, not a curated record